GGGCCGUGGGCAGGCGCCAUUUUGGCCCUAGAGGUGCUUCUGGGAAGUCGAGCGCGGUUCUUCACUUUGCCGGCGGCUUGUGAGGAGGUACGGCCCUCUCUGAUAGCUGGGGUUUCCUGGUCGUGGCGUCUGCGCCCGCCGCUGCGGACUUCUCCGGACUCUCCGAGGCUGAAGCGCUGCGUCGCCGAGGGAGGUCACUCCGUCAGGAAGGACGCGACGGGGGCGGCGCGUGGCGCGGACACUCCCCGCCGAGAGCCCGCCUGCCAUGGACUCGGAGUACUACAGCGGUGACCAGUCAGAUGAUGGUGGUGCCACCCCAGUACAGGACGAGCGGGAUUCAGGGUCAGAUGGUGAGGACGAUGUAAAUGAGCAGCAGUCCGGAUCCGACCCUGGAAGUGUAGAGCGGCAUUCAGAGAAUGAAACUAGUGAUCGAGAAGAUGGCUUGACCAAGAGACAUAAUGGAACAGACUCUGAGAAUGAUGAGCCCUCCAAUCUUAAUGCCAGUGACUCUGAAAGUGAGGAGCUCCACAGGCCAAAGGACAGUGACUCUGAAUCCGAGGAACAUGCAGAGUCUCCUGCCAGUGACUCUGACAAUGAAGAUGUCAACCAACAUGGGAGCGACUCUGACAAUGAAGAGCUUCUUAAUGGGCAUGCAAGUGACUCUGAAAAGGAAGAGAUUAGAAAGCAUGCAGCCAGUGACUCUGAAGCCGAGGACACUCUGCCACCUCAGGUCAGCGAGUCUGACAGCGAAGAUCCCCCAAGGCCCCAGGCCAGUGACUCAGAAAAUGAGGAGCCUCUUAAACCUCGGAUCAGUGACUCAGAAAGUGAAGAGCUCCCCAAACCUCGGAUCAGCGACUCAGAAAGUGAGGAGCUCCCCAAACCCCGAGUCAGUGACUCGGAAAGUGAGGAUCCUCCGAGACCCCAGGCCAGUGACUCAGAAAGUGAAGAGCUCCCCAAACCCCGAGUCAGUGACUCAGAAAGUGAGGAUCCCCCAAGGCCUCAGGCCAGUGACUCGGAAAGUGAGGAGCUCCCCAAACCCCGAGUCAGUGAUUCGGAAAGCGAGGGGCCUCAGAAAGGACCUGCUAGUGAUUCUGAAGCCGAGGGUGCCUCCAGACACAAAUCAAAGCCAGAGUCAGAUGACAGUGAUGGGGAGCAUAAGAGGGAAGAUUCAGAAACACAGAGAGAGUCGGAUGGCCACACAGACAGAAAAAGACUCCACAGCUCUGACAGCGAGGAGGAAGAACCCAAAAGGCAAAAAAUGGACAGUGAUGAAGAUGAGGAUGAGGAGAAAGUAGCAAAGCGAAAGGCUGCGGUGCUUUCUGAUAGUGAAGAUGAAGAAAAAGCAUCAGCAAAGAAGAGUAGAGUUGUCUCUGACGCUGAUGACUCUGAUAGUGAUGUUGUAUCAGAGAAGUCAAGCAAAAGAGAGAAGACAGUAGCAUCUGACAGUGAAGAUGACGUGGGGAAAGAAGAGUCAUCUGCAAAGAAGAAUGAAGAGAAGGAUCUAUUUGGGAGUGAUAGUGAAUCAGGCAAUGAAGAAGAAAAUCUUAUUGCAGAUAUAUUUGGAGAAUCUGGAGAUGAAGAGGAAGAAGAAUUUACAGGUUUUAACCAAGAAGAUUUAGAGGAAGAGAAAGGCGAAACACAGCUAAAAGAAGAAGAUUCUGAUUCCGAUGAUAACAUAAAGAGAGGAAAGCACAUGGACUUUCUGUCGGAUUUUGAAAUGAUGUUACAACGAAAAAAGAGUAUGUCUGGCAAACGCAGACGAAAUCGAGAUGGGGGCACUUUUAUUAGUGAUGCGGAUGAUGUUGUGAGUGCAAUGAUUGUCAAGAUGAAUGAAGCUGCUGAGGAAGACAGGCAAUUGAAUAAUCAAAAAAAGCCAGCACUGAAAAAAUUAACCUUAUUGCCUACUGUGGUUAUGCACCUUAAAAAGCAGGACCUUAAAGAAACAUUUAUUGACAGUGGUGUGAUGUCUGCCAUCAAAGAAUGGCUCUCACCUCUACCAGAUAGGAGUUUGCCUGCACUGAAAAUUCGGGAGGAGUUGUUGAAGAUUCUACAAGAGCUACCUAGUGUGAGCCAGGAGACCCUGAAGCAUAGUGGGAUUGGCCGAGCAGUGAUGUACCUGUAUAAACACCCCAAGGAGUCAAGGGCCAACAAGGAUAUGGCAGGGAAAUUAAUCAAUGAGUGGUCUCGGCCUAUAUUUGGUCUUACCUCAAACUAUAAAGGAAUGACCAGAGAAGAAAGGGAGCAGAGAGAUCUAGAACAAAUGCCUCAACGGCGAAGAAUGAGCAGCACUGGUGGUCAGACACCACGAAGAGACCUGGAGAAGGUGCUGACAGGAGAGGAAAAGGCUCUUAGGCCUGGAGAUCCUGGCUUCUGUGCUCGUGCUAGAGUCCCAAUGCCAUCAAACAAGGACUAUGUUGUCAGGCCCAAGUGGAAUGUAGAAAUGGAAUCAUCCAGGUUUCAGGCAUCCUCCAAGAAAGGUAUCAGUCGACUGGAUAAACAGAUGAGAAAGUUCACAGAUAUCAGGAAAAAAAGCAGAUCUGCUCAUGCAGUGAAAAUCAGCAUCGAGGGCAAUAAAAUGCCAUUGUGACCUUGCCUGGGACAUAUCCCCAUCUCUAAAACAAUGCACAAUGGACUAUCAAGAAAGAAGAUACUUUUAAACGUUUUAGUGUGUCUCUAAAUGGUUCCACUUGUAUCGCCUGUUGUCAUAGGACUAACAUUUCUCUCCGUUAUAUUUAAGACCAGUUGUCUGCUUUGUACAGAAGAGUACUACUACUGCUUCUAUAAACUACGUAAUAAAAUUUCAUUCUGGUUUUGGGGGGUUGUCUCAUCAUUGUCUUAGAGAGGAAUCUGUGAGAACUAAAACCAGUCCUUUUUGCUACUUGAGUAUGAUAUAAGGAAUUUGUCUGGCCUUUAUCCUUGGCUCCUGACAAAGAAUAUCUCACACCCUUAGGAUUCUUAAAGUAUCUUCGUUAUACUCUUGAUUUGGCUCAUCAUAGGCCCCUGAGAUUACUCCAAGGUGAAGAUUGGUCACCAGAAAUAUACUUGGCCUAGUCACAUUGCCUGUUUGAUUAAUCACAUGCCUUUGUAUUGAAGCCCCAGUAAAGAAAAGAACUCUGGACAAGCCAGGUGCCAUGCACACCUAUAAUCCCAACAUUUGGGAGACUGACAUCGACAUAAGAGGAUCAUCAUGAAUUUGAGGCUAGCCUGGAUUACAUGGCAAGACUCUUACAUGCUCUGGACCCUGCAACUGUGUUGAUGUGCCAGAGCAACAAGGGCACAGAAGCUCUGCAUCAUCCUCCAGACCACGAAUCUUCAUUGACCUGGUUGGCCUAAUUUGUAUCUUUUCUAAUAAGACUUGUCAUAACUAUGUUUUGCUGAAAGACAGUGCUUUUUUGAGUUCCAUGAGUCAUUCAGCAAAUUUUUAAACCAAGAAGUUCUUGGUAACUUCCCACUUUAUAGCUACCCUGGAAUGUUGAUGGUCUGAAGAUACCACUUGCAGCUUGUGUCUGAAGUCGGGCAGUCUUAUGAAGGAAGCCUGGUCCCUAGAACUGUCAAUUCUUGCACUAACCCUGAGUACUUGGUAUCAGAAUUGAAUUGUGUACUACUGUGUAUGCCUAUAAUCUCAGCACUCUGGAAGUGGAAGCAGGAGUAUUGGGAGUUCCCUCAACAGCCUGAGUUACUUUGCAAGACCCUGUUCAAAUAAAGAUUGUGGUGGCCCAGCUGGGGUUGAAAUACAACAGCAAACUUUUUAUUUUUCUUGCUAAGAGU
Acomys russatus (golden spiny mouse) is the source of this 3768-nucleotide messenger RNA. It is a transcript of the gene Iws1, whose product is annotated as interacts with SUPT6H, CTD assembly factor 1. Gene Ontology annotation, biological process: poly(A)+ mRNA export from nucleus. The record is from RefSeq and is a predicted model, not a curated record. Bases 266 to 2587 code for a protein of 773 amino acids. Gene Ontology annotation, cellular component: nucleus. The transcript is spliced from 14 exons. NCBI's taxonomy places the organism in Eukaryota, Metazoa, Chordata, Mammalia, Rodentia, Muridae.